Molecule: messenger RNA, 1296 nt
Organism: Athalia rosae (coleseed sawfly)
Lineage: Eukaryota; Metazoa; Arthropoda; Insecta; Hymenoptera; Athaliidae
Exons: 2
Coding region: 183-1037 (284 amino acids)
Source: RefSeq, a predicted model, not a curated record
GUCGAAAUCGACUCGAGAAAUAAACGAUAAAUAUCACAAGGGGAUCGGAGGUGGCCCCGACUUUUGAACGACCGCAAAACGAGAUUGAAAUUUAACCCGAAUUCGCGUCAAAAUUUUCAAAAACUCAUCUCGGCUCAAAAAACUAUUUGAAUAAUUCGUUUUUUUUUUUCUCGUAACAUAGUAUGUCAAAAAUUUACAUCGCUGAAUUUUUCGUCGAUAAACUUCAUCUGGCGGAUCAGAUCAUCAGGGACGCGGGAGAUAAUUUGGAAUUUCUGAUCAGAGCGGACGUCGCCGAUUUUCCAACCCUUGAAAUCAAAAGGCAGAAUCUCACCUCCGCUAAAUCGGAUCGUCCGAAAAAUUCAUCCCGCUCAGAGUUCAAGGCUGGACAGGCGGUCCACUUCACUCUAACGCCGGAAAAAUUCGUCGAAAAACUACAGAAGCACAUCAUCCUCUCGAUAAAAAUAUUCCGUCGCGGCGAUUCCAUUCCCGUUUGUCUCGCGGAACUUCCGUUGUCCGGAUGUCUGUGCGACAAGGCUCAGCUGAAACCUUUCGUCUUCGGCGGUGCGAUCGGUCUGGUCGAUGUCGGCGGUAAUCCGUCGGGUGAAAUAAGCGUAACUUUACGAAUAACUUGUUACGGAAGAUUCGUACUCACGAGUUACCUUCUGGACGAGGCGUGUUUCCUCUUCAAAAACGACCCCGACGGUGCGGAGUUCAGGGUGUCGAACCUGUCGGCUGAUUCGCCGCCAAACGAGGAGCCACGGGUCGCCGGAAGAUGCGAUCUCGAAAAAGAUGACGCCAAUAAAGUGUCGCCGGAAAUGAAAGACGUGCUCACGGGUCUACCUUGGGAAGAUUUCAUGCGUGAUAUCGGCGGAAUUUCCCCAGGGGCGGUAAAACUUUCAGCCGGAAAACCGCCCCCCAAGCAACGUCGGGCACCUCCGAGUCCGGCGGCGGUUGCGGAUCACGCGGUGGCGCCAUCGGAGACGUUGAAAAAGAAGAAAAUGAGCAAAGCGAAGAUGAAGAAAAAAAAGAAAAAAUAGUCAAGAGACGAGAUCCGCGCACGGUUUAACCCGAGUUAAUGAUGGCGGAAAUAAUAAUAAGAAAAAAAGAAAAAAAAAAAAGAAAAACAGAAAGAAAAGAAAAACUGAAAUAAAACGAAAUAAGACGAAAAAAUAAAGAAUUUAUACUCGAUACUCAUCAUCGAUCGCGAGUCUCCUUUUACUCGCACUCCGGAGUUUCAGUUGAUCUUUUUAAUUUCCUAUCUCUCUCUCUCUCUCCCUAUCCCCGUCGCCGUAACCA